Sitophilus oryzae (rice weevil) is the source of this 895-nucleotide messenger RNA. RefSeq lists its product as uncharacterized. The record is from RefSeq and is a predicted model, not a curated record. The transcript is spliced from 3 exons. The coding region runs from base 105 to 788 and encodes 227 amino acids. NCBI's taxonomy places the organism in Eukaryota, Metazoa, Arthropoda, Insecta, Coleoptera, Curculionidae.
UCAAUUUUUCAUGUCGUUCUCACUUCCGAUAGGUCACCGGUAUAAAAAGCAAAGUUGGAAAUUUAGACCGUCAUUCAUUUCGUUGGUUUACCACGAACGUCACCAUGAAAUUGCUGAUUUGUUUCGGCCUGUGUGCUAUCGCAGUGGUUGCUGCUUCGCCAAAACCCGAUGAAAAGUCACUGACUUUUGAGGAAGAUCCUAUUGGAUACCUUAAAGAGUAUUUGGCUGGAUUUUUGGAUAGCAUUUUGAGCAAAGACAAUCAUGAGUUCUCUGAUGACGUCAAAGUAACUAGAAACUCAUACCGUUCCAACGAGAUUUCCAGUCGAAGCAACGCAGAUUAUGAAGACAAAAUCGAAAACUACAUCAAAUCACACGAUGUUCACUUCAAGCUUCCUGUUUUUGGAUCUGUAACGGUUGAAGGAAGAAACUUAGACAGUGAUGAACUAGAUUUUAAAGUCAACUUUGGCACAGGAGUCCAAGAAGCCCGUAAAUCGAAGUUAAAGAAGAUCUUCAUCCCCAUCCUAGUAUUUGUUUUAUUGAAAGCCAUCACUCUAGUGCCUUUGGCUUUAGGAAUCUUGAGUUUGAAGGCGUUUAAUGCUCUCCAAUUAUCCUUCUUCUCGUUCAUCGUAUCUAUAGGAUUGGCCAUCUUCCAAUUAUGUAAAAAGAUUGCCUCGGACAAUGCCGCUGCACAACUGUCAGCUCAUGAAGCUUGGCCAGCGCAACAGUACUAUGCAAGAUCGUUUGAACAGAGUCCACAGAGCUUGGCUUUCUCUGCAUACAGGCGAUGAUAGACCUUUGCAGGCGUUAGAUUUUGUUAAGUUUAUUUAUUGUUAUUUAUUGUUAAUUCGUGUGGAGCAGCAGACUGUUGAAAUGGUUACCUCAAAAAUAAAAAGUU